Molecule: messenger RNA, 1796 nt
Organism: Closterium sp. NIES-67
Lineage: Eukaryota; Viridiplantae; Streptophyta; Zygnematophyceae; Desmidiales; Closteriaceae
Source: the annotation of a GenBank genome assembly
AACACCACACCACCUGAGAACCUGUUCAGCAGAAUGUUCUUCUCUGCUCCUGCUCCGGCUGUCCGCCAUGGACUUCUUGCAUCAUAUGCUGUCAUAUACUGGUUCACCUGGACUUGCACGGCACGAGACGUUUCACCGAUCCAUGGGCUUUAGCGUUGUUCAUCCAAUGAUCCUGGAACGAUGCGCGGACCUCCAAGCCACACGUUCAGCACGGGAGAACAAUGGCUCUCCUUCGCCCGCACUUUCGUCUUGCUCCUGGCCCUGUCUAUCGUCAUGGAUUCCUACGUGACGCAUACAAUUCAGGCAAGCGCUGCGCACCCACGCGUCGCGAUGUGCCUCAUUGGCGGGGCUCGGCACUUCGAGCUCACAGCAGCAUCCCUAAAGCGGCACGUGCUGUCAGCGUAUCCGGGCGCGCACGCCUUUCUCAUCGCGUCUCUGGACGGGGACGCCAAAAAGCUCGCGCUGCUGGCGGCCCACCCCUCCGUCGUGUCCGUGUCUGUGAGCAGGCAGGCUCGGAUCAACGAAACGCACUUCCCCACACACGUCCUGGCUGUGCCGAGUGUUCAGGGGCAGCUGCAUCAGUUUUUCAAGAUAGAGCAAUGUGCUGCAGCCAUCACAUCUUUCGAGCGCAAACACGGGUUCAAAUACGUAUGGAUCUUGUGGACAAGACUUGAUACGUACUGGACGGCCCCUCCUCCGCCAUUGCAUUCUCUGAAUCCAACGGCCUACGUUGUGCCAUGUGGCAGCCCAUGGGGCGGUCUCAAUGACCGUUUCGGCAUGGCGUGCCGAGACAUCGCAUUGGGCGCUCUAAAACGCCUAUCGUCCCUGCAGCAGCUGGCGCAGGCCAACCUGUCUCGCCUGAAUGGGGAGAAGGCCCUGCAGCACCAGCUGCGCCUGCAAGGCAUCACAGCCACGCCCUCUCCCCUGCCCUUCUGCGUGCUGUCUUUUCGCCGGAAGCUCUUCAACGGCUAUGUGUUUGCACCUCUUCGCUCCGCAAGUGCUGCUGUUGGCGUCUCCUGUCGCCCGUGCCAUCCCAUGCCCGCGCCUGUUCGAGCUUCGCGUAAGGAACAGGCCACUGGCAAUCGUACAAUGGGUCACAUCUGUCGUGAUGGCUGUGCUGCAAAAUGCAUGACAGGGAAUCCAAUACGGACUAGUGAUGGGAGGUGCAACCCUUGGCGAGGAUACGAGCCGGGCUGGCAGCAGAUUUUCUUGAAAGGCGCAUCAGAUGAGGAGAGAGACACACUGGAGUACGCAUCACAGUUGAUCAGGAAGCGGUGUGAGGAGGAAUGGGAGCGGUGGAGAAAGACGGCUCUAGUGUGGGAUUGCCCUAGUGCUCGUGAUAUUUGUGGGGCUGCCUCAGCGUGCACCAAGGGAAUAUGCAAGAUGCUGUAGGGUACAGAUUAAUUUCCUGCCUGUUGGAAAUAUCUCAAGGACUUAAGCGUUUCUGAAGUGUAACACUGUACUCGAGGAAGAUUACAGGGGAACACGCGAGUCAACGGAGGUUACACGAGGGGGCGGACAAAGAAUGCGAAAGGACUCGAAAGGUCGCAACUGGAGGUUGCGACUGACCGACUUAAGCGUUUCUGAAGUGUAACACUGUACUCGAGGAAGAUUACAGGGGAACACGCGAGUCAACGGAGGUUACACGAGGGGGCGGACAAAGAAUGCGAAAGGACUCGAAAGGUCGCAACUGGAGGUUGCGACUGACCGUUACAACAUCACGGAUGGUAACCGAAGCGGCAAUCGAGUCGCUGUGCGACUCGAUAAACCGUUCCUGUAACUGUAUUCUACAACUG